UGAAUUUAAUCUGAAAAAAUGCAGGCUUUAAUGCCCGAACCUCAAAUUUAUGUUGAAAGAACCUUGGCAAUCAUCAAGCCAGAUAUUAUCAACAAAGAAGUAGAAAAUAGAAGAUAUAUUCUCAGAUCAGGAUUUACUAUUAAAAGAAAGCUCCAGCUAAGUCCAGAGCAAUGUAGCAACUUAGUAGAACAGUACGGGAAAAUGUUCUUUCCAAAUCUGACAGCUUACAUGAGUUCUGGACCUUUAGUUGUAAUGGUUCUUGCUCGGCAAAAGGCAAUCUCAUACUGGAAGGAACUUCUUGGACCCACAAGUAGUAUAGUAGCUAAGGAAACACAUCCUGACAGUUUAAGAGCAAUCUAUGGAACAGAUGAUCUGAGAAAUGGACUUCAUGGUAGUGCCAACUUUUCCUCAUCUGAAAGAGAAAUUUCUUUUCUUUUUUCCAGUAUUUGAUUGAACCAAUUUCCAGCUGGGCAAGCUGCUAAAGAUUACCUUAACUUAUAUGUCAUACCUACUCUACUGAAAGGACUUACAGCGCUGUCUAAGAGGAAACCAGCAGACCCUUUUAUAUGGCUGGCUGAUUGGCUAAUUGAAAAUAAUCCAAAUACACCUAAGUUGCGGCAGAAUGUGAUUGUGGAGGAACCUUAAGAGAAGAGGCUGCUAGUUAAAUCUUGACCAAUUUCCUGCAAGUAUCACAAGUUGUAAUUCUGAAAUCAUUUUUCUAUUGAGAAAUACUACUAACUGGAAUUUGCAGAUGGAAGAGUCAAUAUACAUAUUUGGAUCUUAAAUUAAUAAAGAAUAUUUGUUGCAAUUAAGGCAUAAAAAUAACAAGUGAAUUUAUUUGUCUAGUUCAGGUUU
Thamnophis elegans (Western terrestrial garter snake) is the source of this 855-nucleotide messenger RNA. It is a transcript of the gene NME5, whose product is annotated as NME/NM23 family member 5. The record is from RefSeq and is a predicted model, not a curated record. Gene Ontology annotation, molecular function: nucleoside diphosphate kinase activity. Gene Ontology annotation, biological process: CTP biosynthetic process; GTP biosynthetic process; UTP biosynthetic process. Lineage: Eukaryota; Metazoa; Chordata; Lepidosauria; Squamata; Natricidae.